CGUUCUUCCUGCUUCUUCACCAAAUUUCCGAUUUCGUUUUCUCUCUGAAGCAAAAAAAAACAACAACUUGAAGUUCUCAGAGAUGAAUGCCGUGAAAGCUUACUUCAACAGGAAUUGGACAAGAGAAGACCUGAUGAAUACUGGAGAAGUUUCCGCGUACGCUUACAGAAGCUUGACGAUGGUGUAUCUUUCUCUCUUCUGUUUCAUGUUGAGCUUUACUCUUGGAUCACUCUUGCACUCGAUCAACCGGGAAGUGGGAGGGCUGUUCACAGUCCUUUCUUCCGUAGCAAGUUUACUCUGGCUUUACUUUGAAUCACCAUUGAGAGAGAGGCUGAGGCUCUCACUAAUGCUGUAUGCAGCCUGUACCUUGGGUGCUUCUUUUUGCCUUGUUACCAAAAAUCUCUUCAAAGUUCAUCCACCCUUUAUUGUCGACCUUUUGGAAGGUUCAACAUCUAGCUUUGGAGUUAUCUGGUAUGGAUCCUCCAAGUAUACGAGGGAAAGGAGAGAAAUCUACAAGGCUUGUCUGACUUUUUCUUUUUCUCUAAUAUGCUCCAGCAUAUUUUUUCAUGGUAUAGAUAUGCUUAACACCCACACAGUUCAUUGGGCGUUUAAGGUAAACGCUGCACAAGCAUUGUUGAUGGUGUACUUGGUGAUAUAUAGCCAAGAUUUACUGUAUAAUGCUGACAUAGGAGAAAUUAACACUGUCGAUCGCGCACUCGCCUUCUUCUUCCAUUCACCGGGUAUAGUGGUCCAUGCUGCAAGAGUUUGCCUGACUGCAGAAAAUGAGCAACACAGAGAAGAUUACUACUAUACACUUGGAACUAUAGAAUAAAUAGAGAGUUUAUAGCAAAUGAUGGGGAACUGUAAAUGAUGAAAAGUAUUCCUUUGUGGCUACAUUUUACUGAUUGAAUUUGAAAUUCGUUAGUCUGA
Messenger RNA from Solanum pennellii, 930 nucleotides. RefSeq names its product bax inhibitor 1-like. Bases 83 to 832 code for a protein of 249 amino acids. The record is from RefSeq and is a predicted model, not a curated record. Lineage: Eukaryota; Viridiplantae; Streptophyta; Magnoliopsida; Solanales; Solanaceae. Gene Ontology annotation, cellular component: membrane. The transcript is spliced from 5 exons.